AAAACCUAAGGAAAACAAAAGCUUAAGAGAAACACAUGGAGGAAAAGGGCACCCAAGAUGGACCAAAACCGUCACAGGAUUCUGGCUUGCACAGGCUUUACUUCAAGGGUUUGACAAGGGAGGAAACAAGAGGGCUGGUGGCAGGAUUUGGGGUUGCAAUUUGCGGCCAAGAGGAUAAUAUCUUGUUUCAGAUGAAAGGAUCAAUUCAUGACUCCGAGAUUACGGCUUUGGAGGCUGAGCUUAUGGCAUUGAAACGAGGACUAACCGAAGCCGUGAGUUUGGGGAUCACUCAUAUCUCAAUCUACUGCGAUCAUUAUCACAUUUUUGAACUUGUCACGGGGAGUUCCGGGCCUGAGAAAGAUAGCAUUGCCUUGCUAAUGAAUGAUGUGCAACGCACCAGACAACAACUGACAUCUAGCACCCCUCUUCUGGUGACUGGAGAUCAAACUAAUAAGGUUGCUUAUAAACUUGCAUCGGAAACACUCGUUUCUGAAAUCAGCAUAAGUAUGCCUCCUUGUCAUAAGAAGAACGCUUUUUGCGGUAUCUGUUUCGAUGAUGAUCUCGAAGCUGAACAGAUGUUUUCUGUUGCUUUAUGCGGUCAUAAAUUCUGCUUGGAGUGCCUCAAACUACAUAUACAAGUUGAACUAAUGGAGAGGGUACCGAGAUGUCCUCGUUACGGCUGCAAAUCGAAACUGACUAUUGAAAGCUGUGCCCAUCUUUUGACACCUAAACUAAGAGCCAUGUGGGAACAAAGGAUCGAAGAGACAACUAUAACAGAUUGGGCAAUGUGUGCAAAGUGCCAACAAAUGGCUGGAGUAGCUCAUGGGUUUUGCCAAAUAAGUUGCAGAUGUGGGUACUCCUUUUGCUACAUAUGUGGAGCCGAAUGGAAGCUGCUAGGAGCCGGUUGCAUUCAUCGCAACAAAGAGAGAGUUAAACUCUCCGUGGGUGCCUUUUUCACGAGAAUAUCUCAAGGUUUAGUGCGUAAGGACGAGGACUUAGCGAUAGUUGCUAGUUCGAUCAAUGGUUGCCUCACGACUUUGAUGGGACUCGUGUCCGCCAUCCACAAGAAAUCAACUCAUGUUGAUAAGGAAGUGAUAAUAGAACUUUGGUCAAUGAAACAUGUCGAAACGAGUCUAUUGUUCCUAUUCGCAGCAUGUGUAGCAACUGCUAUACUAGCCAACUUUUCUAGAAAAAGCAACUUCCGAUUCUAUCAGUGGAGAUCUAUCGUGAUUGGUGUGAUCACUCUCUUGACUAUGGCAGGGAAUCGUAUGAAUGGUAUGAUGAUUUGUACAACAUUGGUGGUUCCCUUAUUCACCGUCGGCUGGAGUAUAUUCAGGAUCGUAGAAGCAAACGAUAAACCAGCUGCUGCUAGGUCGGAUUCAACUGAUGCCCCCUAGGGCACGAGAAAAGUUGAAAG
Molecule: messenger RNA, 1417 nt
Organism: Arabidopsis arenosa
Lineage: Eukaryota; Viridiplantae; Streptophyta; Magnoliopsida; Brassicales; Brassicaceae
Source: the annotation of a GenBank genome assembly